Andrographis paniculata is the source of this 773-nucleotide messenger RNA. RefSeq lists its product as uncharacterized. The record is from RefSeq and is a predicted model, not a curated record. Lineage: Eukaryota; Viridiplantae; Streptophyta; Magnoliopsida; Lamiales; Acanthaceae. The transcript has 5 exons. Bases 112 to 555 code for a protein of 147 amino acids. Gene Ontology annotation, cellular component: COPI vesicle coat. Gene Ontology annotation, biological process: intracellular protein transport; intra-Golgi vesicle-mediated transport; retrograde vesicle-mediated transport, Golgi to endoplasmic reticulum.
UUCGAACGGUUUCCGGUUUGAAACCCGAGAACCGCCGGUCCGAAAUCGAUUGGAGUCUACGGAAUACCAGCGUGCAACCCAAUUUGGGGAUUCCAGUAGGGACGAACGAAGAUGUUGCUCGCAGUUCUGAUCGCCAAUUCGGAAGGCAAUAUUCUUGUUGAACGUUUCAAUGGAGUGCCAGCGGAGGAACGAUUACACUGGAGGUCGUUCUUGGUGAAAUUGGGAGCAGAUAAUCUUAAAGGAGUCAAGAAUGAAGAACUACUUGUUGCUAAUCACAAGUCAGUUUACAUUGUAUACACUGUGCUUGGGGAUGUCAGUAUAUUUGUUGUUGGCAAGGAUGAGUACGAUGAACUAGCCUUGUCGGAAGCAAUCUUUGUAAUCACCUCAGCCCUGAAGGAUGUAUGUGGGAAACCUCCAAGUGAACGCCUUUUUCUUGACAAAUACGGGAAAAUUUGUUUGUGCUUGGAUGAGAUUGUGUGGAAGGGCCUGCUGGAGAACACCGACAAAGAUCGAAUCAAGAGGCUUAUACGAUUGAAACCACCGACAGACUUCUAAUCGGCACGCAUCGUUCCUUCUACACUAUUAGAAGGAAAACUACUUCAGUCCUUGCUGCAAUUCAUGUGCAUGAAUCUGUCUUCCGGCAGGCUUUAAUUGCUUGUUUGGUUCUAUCUUCCUUUACUAAUUAAUUAUGUAAUUUUCGCCAUGGCCUGGAUCAUAUCUACACAUUUCUUAUUUUCUUCAAAUUAAAAUUCUCACAGAGCAUUUUAUUUUAA